AUGAGGUGGACAAUAAUGUUCCUGUCCGGCUUGUUAUUUACAAGUUCUCAGUAUAUUUAUUUGAAUGAAAAAGACAACAGCAAUAGUAAUGAAAACAAAAUGGAAAAUUUUCAAACAAUUCGGAGCCAGCAGAUAAAGCUUCUGUGUGAAGUAGAUGAACUACGUCAGGAUAAUAAGAAAAUCAAAGAUUUGUUGACAAAUUGUUCGUCCAUAGCAAAAGAAUUGAACGCAUUGAAAACAAAGGAUCAGAAACUUGAACAAGAUAAUAUUAAACUUCAACAAGAACUGGAUGCCAUCUAUAACAGAAUAAUCGAUAAUCAGAACCUCACUCUUGCAAAUAUUCAAAGGCUGAAUGAGUCUAAGAUAUAUUUUCUGAGGAAACAACUCCUCGCUCUCCGGAGAGAAAAUGAAGAACUUAAAUCGGGAAAUUCAAAAAUAAAAGAACGGUUAAGAGUAGACGUUAGCACAUUAUGGAAUGAAACAUUUGCCCUGAAACAGCAGUAUGAUACACUGUCAAAGGAGAAGGAAGCAUUAGAAAGCAAGUUAUAUCAACUUGAAAAGGAGAUAAAGGCCAUGAACACUGAUGAUCGCCUGAAAAUGGUUGAAAACAGAUUUUGGAAUUUUUCCCACUUCGUCGAUAAAGCAUUAGAUGAUAUCCGAAGUGAUCAAAAUGCCACCAAGAUAAAACUGCUGAAUGUUUCUUCUACGAUUCAGUCAGAUUAA
Saccostrea echinata is the source of this 723-nucleotide messenger RNA. RefSeq names its product STE20-like serine/threonine-protein kinase. The transcript is spliced from 3 exons. NCBI's taxonomy places the organism in Eukaryota, Metazoa, Mollusca, Bivalvia, Ostreida, Ostreidae. The record is from RefSeq and is a predicted model, not a curated record. The coding region runs from base 1 to 723 and encodes 240 amino acids.